Oryzias melastigma (Indian medaka) is the source of this 779-nucleotide messenger RNA. RefSeq lists its product as uncharacterized. Lineage: Eukaryota; Metazoa; Chordata; Actinopteri; Beloniformes; Adrianichthyidae. The record is from RefSeq and is a predicted model, not a curated record.
GAUGGCAGAGCAGCAGCGGUGAGUCCAGAUGAGAAUUCAAGACAAAAAGCAAAUAUGACCAAUGAUCUGGACUCACGGAUUCUGGGUCAAACCUCGGCAAUCAUCACUGACCUUAAAGAAGACAUCCGUCGCCUAAAAGCCGAGCUGGAGAUGAAAGACGCUCUUCUCUCAAAGUUUAUGGAGGUCUCCUUUGUGCAGUCCAAGCGGCUAACCUCGCUCAGCGCCGCUCUCCAGGACACAGCUCCGUGGGAUCCAUCCACCUGCCCGCGGCCUUCUUCCUUCUCCACUCCCAAACAAAGGUCCCUGGAUGAAGACGUGGUGGUCCGAUUGCCCAGAAGAAGCUUUGAUGAGACUCAAAAGCCAGUUCCGCUGAGUCUCUCAAACCGCUUCGCCAGUCUGGCUGUGGAUUCUCCAGGUCCUCCUGCAGCGAACACAGCGGCGUUGUUUCCACCUGAUCUGGGCUCUAUCGUCGACUUUCCCGCUCUUCAGAAAGAGGCCGCGGAGAUCCCGGUGGAACACGGAAGGACCGCGGCGAGCAGCGACCCGGCUCGAGCACCGAGGAUUACCACGAAAGCCUCGUCCGCUCCUGACAGGCAUUACAAGCUGGACCUCCCCGCAUCCUCCUGGCCAACAACAUCUUCCUCAACAUCUUCCUCCCGCCGUCGGAUCCUGAAGGAGGCUGUCCGGUUCCACUCUAGCGGGGCCCGCGCCCCGCCACCAUCGCAGACGGCAGACCGACAUCAAGGUGAGGCUGCCGCCGCGGUCAUGCGGGUCCGCUC